UCCUUGCUAUGCACAAUGCCUCCGAGGUCAUAUAGAGGAUUCCUUUCGGCCCUCCCCCUGGUACUUCUUCUAGCUCUCCCGAUCUGCUCCCGUUCCCGAGGCCUUCUUCAGCACCCGCUCAAUGACCGUUCAGGAACAACCACUUAGCAAUCUCGCCAAUUCGGCACAACAUCGGUACGGCUAUAUGCGCAAAGCAGAGCACAGCUAUGCUUCGCCGGCGCCUAUACCCUUUCAUCCUGGCUUAUAUGAUAUUAUGCACAACGUGUUAUUGUACAAGUUUGUUACCCCCCACCAGCUGCAGCCGCAUGCAACGUAUCUCCGCCGGCCGCGCCACAUCCGCGUGCGGGAAGAGGGGAAGUUACGAUAUAUGCAUGUUCAAUGGCGAAGAGGAGGUGAUGACUCUAUGUGAGAAGCCAGCCGCCCAGGGCUCACAGUGUACGAUCGACCGCAAUACAGCGCAAUGCGGCGAGCGUAUUCCGGCUUACUCAUGGUGUUCGCCAGCAGCUGCUGCUCACUCAGUAGUACUCCACGGCUACCCAUGGGCUGAACCACAGGAGGACAAAAUGUUGUACGAAGCCGACCAACUGCCGGUAAGUAAGGGUAUAUACUUCCUGAAUUCAUAUGUAAUAACAUCUGUCCAACCAAAAAAGCGCACGGGUCGGUCAUCCAAUACAUUGCCAGCAGCUGGCUAGUGCGAGCGCCCAAGAGAGGCUGGUCACCUGCUUACGAGCGCCCAAUGGUCAGGCGUGAUUCUGAUAUAUGUGGAUCAGCUUAGGAGACCCUAGCACCUCAUGUCCGCCGGACAUGCCGUAUAUGUGCACCUCAUGCAUUUCAAUCUCCGUAAAAUCCACUGCGCU
Messenger RNA from Cantharellus anzutake, 857 nucleotides. RefSeq lists its product as uncharacterized. The record is from RefSeq and is a predicted model, not a curated record. NCBI's taxonomy places the organism in Eukaryota, Fungi, Basidiomycota, Agaricomycetes, Cantharellales, Hydnaceae. Bases 207 to 692 code for a protein of 161 amino acids. The transcript has a single exon.